UCCAAUAUGGCGUCGUUGGGAAGGAGGCGCGGUGUCCCAGUCAACAGGGAGAGGGGAGUAAUGGCGGCGACAGAGUGUUAUAUUGUCCAUGAGAUCUAUAACGGCGAGAAUGCACAGGAGCAGUUUGAGUACGAGCUGGAGCAGGCCCUGGAGGCGCAGUACCGCUACAUCGUGAUCGAGCCCACGCGCAUCGGCGAUGAGACCGCCCGCUGGAUCACCGUGGGCAACUGCCUGCACAAGACGGCCGUGCUGUCGGGCGCGGCCUGCCUGCUGACGCCGCUGGCGCUGCCCGUCGAGUACUCGCGCUACGUGGCCCUGCCCGCGGGCGCGCUCAGCCUGGCCUGCGCCGCCCUCUACGGCAUCUCCUGGCAGUUUGACCCCUGCUGCAAAUACCAGGUGGAGUACGACAGCCUGAAGCUGUCUCGCCUGCCGCUGCACACGCUCACAUCCUCCACGCCCGUGGUGCUGGUGCGACGGGAUGACGUUCACAGAAAGAGACUCCACAACACGAUAGCACUGGCCGCGCUCGCAUACUGCGCCAAGAAGAUCUACGAACUGUACGCCGUAUGAGCACCAGCGCACGCGCGCGCACACACACACACACACCACACACUACACACACACGCACACACACACACACACACACUACACACACGUACUGAUGCUCUCUCACACAUACACACGGUGGCAGGGAGGUGAGACAGUACUACUAAAUACACAAACACGCACACAUAUACACACACAAACAUACACACCCACACUCACACACAUGCAGAAACACUCAUACUCGACCACCAGGCGAAAACGGAUGGAUGAACGGACGGAUGGACAGACGGAGCGAGAGAAGAGUUCUCUGAAAGACGAAAGCGCUCUCCCUCUCUUUCCCUCCCGUCUCUGUGCUCAGCGCCGGCUGUCGCGUAAGGAAGGAAGCAGCGACAGGCGGAUGGACAGAGGGAAGAAGGGAUGGGGGUGUCUAGUUUAACGUGAAGGAAGAUUGUACCCUUCUCUUUUCUGUACUUUUAAGUAACGUUACCAGUUGCCACAACCGCCCCCGCCCCCUUACCCCGCCCCUUUCAUCCAGCGACCCCCCCCACCCCCCCAAACCCACAUUUUUCCCGCCACACACGCUAAGCUCCCGCGUCUGGGCAGUGGACAGUGGGACGGCGAGCGUGGGGCGAUCGGAGACGGACAGAAAAAGUCGAGACAUGUUUUAAGUAUGAUCUUUGACCUCCUUCACUCACCCUAAACCCCCCCCCCCUUCUGUAGUUUUACUGUAC
This is a messenger RNA of Chanos chanos (milkfish), 1277 nucleotides long. It is a transcript of the gene tmem11, whose product is annotated as transmembrane protein 11. Bases 7 to 570 code for a protein of 187 amino acids. The transcript is spliced from 2 exons. NCBI's taxonomy places the organism in Eukaryota, Metazoa, Chordata, Actinopteri, Gonorynchiformes, Chanidae. Gene Ontology annotation, biological process: inner mitochondrial membrane organization. Gene Ontology annotation, cellular component: mitochondrial inner membrane. The record is from RefSeq and is a predicted model, not a curated record.